AAUUUCACUCCUACGUGGCAUUAAAAAAAAAAAAAAAAAAAACAGAAACCUAAUUCUCUCUCCCUCUCCCGCUGCUCUCCCUCCCUCGCUCCUGUCUCUAUCACUCCGGCGCAAGCCUUCGGGCCACCGGCGAAGAAGAAGGCUCUCUCUCCUCCACCGGCGAAGAAGAAGGCUUUUCAUCCGAAUCAUUUGAGUGAUGAAAGCGAUGAUGAUGAGGAUGACGAAGUAGCUCUGAUACUUGAGCUUGAGCAAAUAAGGAAGGAAAGAGCUGAGGAGAAGCUAUGAAUGCUAGAAUGGUUGAGGAAGAACAUGAAUUUAAUAGUCCAAAAUCCAACAAGAAAAGGCCAACGGAGCAUAAAAAGGAAAAGAAGCGAUUAUUAGAUGAAAAAGAAGAGGUUUUCAAAGAGGGGUCCCCAGUGGAUGGGAAUCCAAAAUCCAAUGAUGCAAGCACAAUAAAAGAAAAAAAGAAAAAGAAAAAAUGUUUAUUGGUAGAAGCUAGGAAGGUUGUGGAUGCACAAGAAGUUAGCAGAGAGAGUCCUCAUGAGGAAGAAGAACAAGAGGUUAAUAGAAUAGGAGUGGCGGUUGAGGAGAAUUUAGAACUGAAUGGUGAAAUUGCAGAUAUUAGGAAAAAUAAAAGGAAGAAUAAGUUAUCGAAGGAAGCCGUGGAGGCUGACAGGCGCGGCAUUUGCUACUUGAGUCAGAUUCCUCCUCACAUGGAUCCUUUGAAGCUUCGACAGAUUCUCUCUCAGCAUGGAGAAAUACAACGGAUUUAUCUCACUCCUAAAAAUUCUGCUACUCAAGUACAUCGUAAGCGAGCCGGUAAGUUUCAACAGCAACUAUAUACAGAAGGGUGGGUUGAAUUUAAAGAUAAAAGGGUUGCUAAGAUGGUCGCUAAAAUGUUAAAUGGUGAACAAAUUGGCGGGAGGAAGAGAUCAUCCUUCUAUUAUGACCUUUGGAAUAUCAAGUAUUUAAGUAAAUUCAAGUGGGAUGAUCUUACUUCAGAGACUGCUUACAAGAGUUCCAUUCGGGAGCAGAAACUAGCUCUAGAGAUUUCUGCUGCCAAAAAGGAACGGGAUUUCUAUCUCUCUAAAGUUGAUCAAGCCCGUGCUUUGAGUGCUAUAGAAGAACGAUUAGAGAAGAAGCGAAAGGUCCAACAGGAGUCGGGAAUGAACUCUGAGCUCCCUGUUAGCCAGCAGCAGGUUCGGAAGGUGAUUAGGCAAUUUCCACAAAAACAACCAGUUGCAGAUAAUGCAGGACAAGCCAAACCUCGACUUUCUAUGGACGUCCUUGCUGGGGCAUUUGGUGGUUUUUAGUCUUAUGUUCAAAAAUCAAGUUAAUGCAAGUCGAAUGCCAAGUAGAUGAAUGUUAUGACAUUCUAGUGAAUUAUAAAGUCAUUUUUGGUUUUUUAAUGAUGUUGGGCUUCAAAUGAUCGAGUUUAAAUUGUAAUUUUUUGAGCUUUUGAACUAUUUUGAAUACUAGGAGAACCCAACACCUUCCAAGAAUUUAGGUCACCUGAAAUUUCUUGCUUGAA
This is a messenger RNA of Corylus avellana, 1531 nucleotides long. RefSeq names its product RNA-binding (RRM/RBD/RNP motifs) family protein. Gene Ontology annotation, cellular component: nucleolus. The record is from RefSeq and is a predicted model, not a curated record. Gene Ontology annotation, molecular function: RNA binding. NCBI's taxonomy places the organism in Eukaryota, Viridiplantae, Streptophyta, Magnoliopsida, Fagales, Betulaceae. Gene Ontology annotation, biological process: endonucleolytic cleavage in 5'-ETS of tricistronic rRNA transcript (SSU-rRNA, 5.8S rRNA, LSU-rRNA); endonucleolytic cleavage to generate mature 5'-end of SSU-rRNA from (SSU-rRNA, 5.8S rRNA, LSU-rRNA); endonucleolytic cleavage in ITS1 to separate SSU-rRNA from 5.8S rRNA and LSU-rRNA from tricistronic rRNA transcript (SSU-rRNA, 5.8S rRNA, LSU-rRNA).